This is a messenger RNA of Cuscuta epithymum, 1536 nucleotides long. NCBI's taxonomy places the organism in Eukaryota, Viridiplantae, Streptophyta, Magnoliopsida, Solanales, Convolvulaceae. The record is from the annotation of a GenBank genome assembly.
AACAAAUUUGUGGGCAUGGCGGACAAAUGAAUAUCACCGCAAUGGUCUCUCAGCCUUCCCUUAAUAAAUGGGGCGGAAAAUGCACUAAAAAAACAAAGCCCUAGAAACCAUGUUUGAAAUGUACAAUUUUUGCAAAUUGUCCUGAGGAUAUAUUCAAGGGUUGCUAUUGAACCUUAGGGAAAGAAGAAGAAGAAGUAAAAGGAUUUGAUGUAGGCAGAAGGGAAGGAAGUAUCCUUGGAUCUGUAACAAUCCUCAAUAAGGUUUGUGCAUAUCCGAGGGGAAGAUAGGAAUGGAGAAUGGUCUUGAAAAUGAAAACCCUUUGAAGCCCCUCAAGGCUAUCCCCGACAAUGGCGUUGAUGAUGAUCAGCAGCUUCUUGAAGGCACACCAACAUCUUCUGGUUCCUCUUCACCUUCGACCUCACCUUCCGCGUCCUCAUCUCCUUCUUCUUCUUCUUCUUCGUCGUCGUCUUUUGAAGACGAAUCAGUCGAUCCCGAAAAACCUCAGCACUCACCUACCCCUGAAUCUUUAUCGUGUCCUGACAUUUCAACCCAUACACCUCAAUGGAGCAUGAUGAGCGGUUCUCCUAGUAAUAGCUCUCUCUUAUCAUCAUUCCCAGAAAAUCGAUCGCUUCCAUCAAUCCCAUCUGUGACGGGGCAACCUGCAGGGUAUGAUCCCAAUCGUAUCCCGCUUACCGUGUUUGACAGCAGCAGGUCCAAUGCACCAGGAAUGGAUUGGAGUGUUGCUUCAACUGAGUCGUUGUUCAGCAUUCACAUGGGUAAUGCUAGCUUUUCUAGAGAACAUGCUCUUCUUAUGAUGAACAAGUCCGGUGAGCUCAUAAAAACCGAAGAUGGGACUGCUUUGUUUUCUUCUGAAGCUACUAAGUAUGGCAACGAUCGUAAGAGCUUCUCCUCUACACUUCCUCCAGUUAUGGAAGGUGGGGCUCUAGAUAAUGAAGAGAAGAGUGAGGCUUUACCAGUGCCACCGGAAUCCAAUGUUGAAAGUCCAAAUCCAGUUUCCCCUAAGCAAAAACCAGAAUCGAGUAGCAAAAUUGCAGCGUCUAGUGAAAUCCAUUCAUUUGCUAUUAACUCUGCAAACACAUCAGAUGGAAGAAGUGGAACUGCUACUGGUCUAAAUGCCCCACGGCUUUCUGAUGAGAGUGGGACGAGCAGCAGUUCCUUUGCUUUCCCAUUGCUGGUGAACGAUGGUGGAAAUGCUGCGUCGUUGAAAUCGGUGCCCGAAAAAGCAGAACCAGAACAGCUAGAGUCACAAUCACAGGAAGGAAACUCAAAAGAAGAGCCCAGAGAGGCUGAGACCAGUUGGUUCUCAUACUUGUUUUGUUUGAGGCGCUGUUCCUGAUAUAUAGAGGGGGCUCUUAAAUCUUUUGUAAAUAUUUUUUCAAAAAAGUCAUCUGGUGUGCGUGCUAGAAGUUUUGGAAGUCGGAGACUGGAGGUGGCUAACUUCAUUAUAAAUUGUAUAACAUUCUUUGUGCAUGUCAGGGACAUAUAUAUAGGGAAUGAGUUGGGUAUUGAAUCUGC